CAGAUCUGGUGUGACAUGUCUACGGACAGGGGUGGAUUUAUGUUAAUUGGUAAACUCAACAGUUCUGUGACAUGGAACGUUCCCUCCAAUAACCAAACAGUUGAUCCAUUUGGUGAACCUCACUGGUCAAGUUCUUUCGGUGAUGCUCCAGUUCUAGAUUUCCGAGUCCAGAUGUCGACAACAGAAAACUUUGCAAAAACUAAAGCUCACUGGUAAAGAUAUAUGUGUUGUUAAUUAAAGAUAUUUCAAAUACUUUUAUUGUUAUUAUCAUGCAUUAUGUGAUCCCUCACGGCACAGUAUAAGUCCUACAGCGAUCGUGAUUCGGAUGGGGGGCAGAAAUCUGACAUCAUCCAUCAGUCACUUGUACUUUGUAGGCUAUCUUUUCCAUCAUUACUCUCCUCGCCUGUUGGGUAUAUCCAUCCACAUCGAACAGUGCCUCGAAGUUAUUGAGACAAUUCAGAGAAUUAAGACCUGCUGCUAGCUGAUAGCCAUGCUUUAUUAUCUAUAGAUUGCGAAAUCUCGGAAAUGGCAUCAAUAGCGUAGAUUAAGGUUGUUAUUUAUAGCACAAACUUCGGACAAACAAAUUGAAAUUUACUUUCAAAUAAUGAAUGCAAAUAAACUUAUAUUCUAUUGUCAAGCUCGCACGAAUUGUGGGAAUAUUCGGACAAACUACACUUGUGAAGCCAAUGGAAUACAUGCUAUUGUUUUAGCAAAGAAAAAAUAUCGUACAAUUUAGAGAAUAGUUUGUUUCUAUUGUAAGCACAAUUGUCUUGUUUAUAUAGGUCUUACAGGCUACGAAACAAACGCUCUCCCAAAGAUCUCUUGAUCAUUGAUAAAGGUGGUUGUGGACCAUUAUCACCUGGUAUUGGGGAUAUCGCAUACGUCAAGGAUCUCCGCACUGAGAAAAUUGUAACGACAAAUUUUCGUUGCUCAAAAUUUGCAAGUAAUCAAAGUGGAUGGGUUAGUAUAAGUAUACUUGGCCAUUCAUGUUCUUUUUCGUUCAUUUUCGAAACCAUAAUAUUAUCAAAACUAUAUAUUAUCUCUAAUUAUUGCUAACAGUUGUAUUAUAUAUACAGGCCGAUCAUUGACACCUUUCUUUUGACUUUUGUGGCGGAGUGAGGUAGAUAAAGGCGGAUAAAUACACGUGCGCAUGUGUUAUGUAUCGUGACCGAGCGGUUCAGGGAAUUUUUUAACUAUAUAACUACUGGGGCCUUUUGAUCAUUAGUAAAUAUCAUCCUUGUUGAAAAAAGUGCAUUUGCCUGCUUUCUAAUAUCCUCUUACAUUUAAUCUUAUAUAGUCUGCACAGCAAGGCCUUUUUGUACGCGUAACUGUGUGGGGAAAAGGCCCUGAUUGAGACUUUAGCCCCAGUAGUUGUAAUUUCUUAAAAAAUGCCCUGGGGCGGUUUACAAUGGAAUGUUCAUAUUGUAGUUGCUAAUGUGGUAUACUCAUAAUUGGGUACCUGAAAAAAGCGCUCAACCAGGUACAUAACCACAUGCUAAAUAUCCGGCAGACUCAGGCCCUCGAGCUUGAGAAGAAGGCUUAAUACAAAUGUUGACUUUCUCAUGUUCAACAUCCAUGCACUUAGCUUUAGUUAUAAUAGUACAUCUUUUGUGUUAAAAUGUGCACUCACUUUGAUCGUUUGAACCGAUACGCUCAUGCACUAUAAUUUAAAUAUCCCUGUAGGAGUUUUUUUUAGAUACUUAUAUAUACUCAUUUAUGAGUUUAGCAAAUUAGCAAUGAGUGUAAACCGGUCACUCUUUUCGUUACGUAAACAUGCGCACUCCGCCCAUGGCCGCCAAGAGAAUUCGCGUGUCCUGGAGCAAAUCUUCUCUGGGGACCCUAUGACAUCAUUAAUUUUAAGCUAGAUCGACCCAAGUCAGUCACCCAAAUAGACCUUAGCUAGACUGCAUGUGGAGCCACUGUAAGGGGCCUUCCGCCCUCAAUUUCAAAAAUGCUCUGACCAAUUUAAAGAACCUACUCACUCCAGGCUCAAGUUGGGGCCCUAUUAAGGUGGGGGCCCAGGCCAAUCCCCCCUGCCUUCCCCUCUCGGCGGCCCUGACUCCGCCUCAAGAAAAGCCCUGAUCGGCCAAUAUAAACCACUGCUAACAUUUGACCACAACAUUUUACCUUUUGUGGUAGGCUAUGAUGAACUAUUGCUUGGAUAAUCCGUGUCCCUAUGGCUUUUCCUCUUUUGACAACCAUUCAAAAAAUUCUUCAGGAGCAUUCAGGUAACAAAGAUGAUGGAGGAAAUGUUAAUAUGUUAUCAACUAUUUAUGUCCCGGUCCAAAAGUUGCAUGAGUACAUAUGUAGAUACCAAGUUGUAUCUUCUUGCGUUUUUGAAAGUAUGCAUAACUAUUUAUCUCAUAGCAGGUUUUUUGGGACACAGGCUUGACUGGUUCAAGACAAACCAGCACUUUCCGACUAAGUUAUUAAUCUUAAAUGGUGCAUUAUGGCAAUUUUAUGUCGGCAAAUAUAUAACAAGUGUAUAUAUAUAUAUAUUUAUUUAUUUAGCUAUAGUGUGGUCCGCAAUACAUCAGGCAUCGACCAUAAUUCAACUGCUUUUGUUGGCUGUGACAGAGGAAAGGUAUAAGCAUCGUAUAACUAAUUUAAUUUGUUUAACAUAUCAGUGAUACUCAUGCAUAAACGACAUGACGGCAUAAGCUUCACAUUUGGCGGUUUAUCAUUGGCGCCGCAAAGGGGAAGUUUAGUUUUAGAUUAUUUCAAAUCCGAUAAAAAUUGGGGACAAGGGCGGAAAAUUGUCAGCAGACAGUGAUGGGUACGCGCGCAUCUAUUGAUCUACUGAACUUUGUUCUAAUAUAAAGCUAAGCACUAUGUGACUAUAUGUCUUCCACUGAAUUAAAUUGUCAAAUAUUCUGAAAUCAAUAUUUGACACUGUUAAAAGCUCAUUUAUUAAGACCUUGUUGACAUUUUUCUCCAUAAAGCACAAUGUAGGAAAUGUCGCACAAUGUAGGAAAUGUCGUUUCCAGGACCCAAAGUUCAAUUUUUCGGGGAACAUGUUUCCAGAUACCCCUAGAAUUGUAACUUACAUAUUAAUAAGUUGCCCUUCCCCCCAAAAAAAAAUUCUGGCGGCACCACUGCAAUUUCAUGCAUGGUCAUUUAUUUCUCGAACAAUUUUAGUGUUGUAGUUGUUUUGGUCCACCUGGACGUGCAGACGAUUUUUGUGGCGGCAAAUGCAAGGCGGGCAACAGAGCAAAUGUAACCAAAAGCACGUACACUUGGUUUUGGGUGAGGUCUUCAAUUCCAAAGAGAGUAUGGAACAAAUGUAUGGAGUAUAAAGUUAAUGAACUCAGUGGAAAAGUGGUUUGGUACAACUUGGUUGGUGGCGACGGUAUUCCAAAAAAAGUAAGUUUAGAUUACGUCAGUUUGUAAUCUGUAUGAAAAUUACUGCUGAGUUUGUUGACCUUGACUGAGUUUGUUGAUCUUACUUUCAUCUAGGGUCGCUGUUCUCCAAACCAAGUCCUUUUAAUUGAUGGGGUAAAAAGAUCAUUAAUCAUGAAUUAUAUUACUAUUCAUUCGUACACUGAGUAACGUAUUCAGUAAUUAAGUACCAGUCUUAUUACUAACAUGACAAAUUAAAAACAUGAAUUCCUAUUAGUUGAAAGCGGUAUAGUUCAGUUAAUCCCCAUUAAUUUUCAAUUUAGAUUGUUGUUGUCCCGGACAGUAACUCGGCCCGUAAAGUACCUUCAUUUCCAGGACUGCUUACAUAUAGAAAGGACAACAAAAAACUUUAUGUGAGUUCGAACGAAACAUGGAACGUUAUCGCAGAGGAGAAAAUGGUAAGCUAAUAUAAUUAUUUAUUUUUCACUUUGCGAGGUCGCGUUAAUGGGUCAGAAUAGAAAUAAUUCUUAAUGCCAUAUUGCCUUCGUUAUGUUGUUUUUUCUCUUUUUUGUGCUGCAAAGACAUUGCAGGUGAAUAUUAGAGGGGAUUAUUAAUUGCAGGUGAAUACUAGAGGGGAUUAUUAAACGGAAAUUGAUUAGAAGGUAAUAUUGAAUAUAUUCCCCGAUAAGAACAAAGGAAACCGAGCAGGGUGAAAAAUAAGUAUUUGCGCGCCGAGGUGAAUAAAUCACAUAUGCCCUCGUUGCCUCAAAAUAACCUAUGCAUAUAUAGAGGAUAUUACACGGCGGCGCGAAGAUAUGACUUUUAUCUUCGAGUGGUGAAAACAAUAUUUUACGAACGAGCGCAGCGAGUGAGUAAAAUAUUGUUUUUAACACGAGAAGAUAAAAGUCAUAUCUUCAAGCCACCGUGUAGUGUUCUGUUUAUUAUAUAGUCCCAAGCAAAAAAUGGUAUAAAUACUAAAAGUCACGUGAUCGAUAUCUUCACUAGUGAAGAUAUGGAAAAUAUGUCACUGUGUAUUUCUCAGUAUCUCACUCUCUACUAUAUAAUAUACACAUAUAUAUUUGAUUGACAAUACUAUAUAUUCAACCCUGCAUAGACUUAAUUCCUCGGCUUUGUAAAGACAUCAGUGGGCAGAAGCACCGGAAUCGCGGGGCCGCAGAGCACUGCACCAGAAUCGCAGCGUCGCAGGUUCGAUUCCUGCCAGGGACCUAAAGUUUUUCCCAGCUGUUCCUGCAUGGUUAGGUCUAAUAAAUGUAUUUCAAACACUCAUUAAUAAUUCAUAAGCUUAUUGGCAAAUCAUGUCAACUAUAAUAUGUCACGUGCAGUGCCUUUAAACCUGAUAAAACACUCCUAAUUAGUAUUCUUUAUAUAAAGAAUACUAAUAAGACAGUAUCUAUUGUUGUCGUGUCCUCAUUAGUAUUUUUUUAUAUAAAGAAUACUAAUAAGGCGGUAUAUCUAUUGAAUUUGUAGUCGUGUUUGAAGCCGUUUAAUAAACUCGCAGGUCGUGUUUUAUUAGGUCUAAAGCCACUCGCGCUGCGCACUCAUGUCUUUAAACCUAAUAAAACACUCCUGCUCGUUUAUUAAACAGUACAUAAAUUCCCACUGGUAAUUUCCAUCUAAAAUACCCUUCAACUAUUAUUCAAUCGAGUGAGAUGCCAACAAAAUCUUGAUAUUUACACAUAUCUAUACAAGCGUCUCUUAUAUGUACUGUAUUCUUUGAAUAAUUUUAUAGAUUAUCGCAACAGCCACUGAAAUGUUGGAACAAAGAUUUCAGGAACUAGAAAAGGUAUCUGCACUUCUUUAUUUCACUUAGAGCUAAUUAAAACUGAUAUCUGCUAUGAAAUACAAUAUAUCGUCCUGCUGUAAUUAUAUAUGCUAAAUAUUCCGGUAUUUCUGAGCAUGCAACUGCAUGAAUUGAUCAGUAAGUUGUACGUUCGCCGACCAUUGGUUUGGAGAUACUAAAAACAUUUAUUCUGUACAGAAUCAUAUUAAGCUUUCCGAAAAUACAUCGAGAUUUCAACAAUCAAGAUUUCAACAAUUAGAAAAGAAGGUAAAUAAACUGUUAUAUUAAUUAUUUCAUAAUUAAAUGUGUCGUAUAUAUCUCUAAUUAGAUCGACGCCAUAUAUACCUGCACCCUUUUCUUACCGGGUCAUUAGAUGUCAACUGCACAAAGUCAAAGGCAUAAACCGAAUAAGUGCUUCUGGUUAUUAAAAUGUUUAAAAUAUGCAAUUUUAAUCAAGCCAAAAGAUUUGUAAAAAUAAAUCAGUUAUAAUUAUAACACAUUGUGGUUGUUUUAUGUACAAACUGGUAAAAAAUCUUUAUUAAAAAUGUCAAAAACCUGUUUAAAAGUGUUAAAAUAUCGAGCUUUCGGACUAAGCGUCCAUCAUCAGGAUUUGUUGCUGAAUAAAAAAUCUUGAUAAAGGGUAAAAAACUUAAUAAAGUUCUCUUAAUUAAUAACGUUUUUUACCAUUUUGUACAUAAAACAACCACAAUAUAUGAGACUGCCUCGUAACAUAACAACGCUAGAUUAUUAUAACACAGUUAGAUAGUACUAAGUUGUACUAAACUAGUUUUGAUUGAUUGAUUGAUUGAUUGAUUGAUUGAUUGAUUGAUUGAUUGAUUGAUUGAUUGAUUUGCUAUGACUAUGUCAUUUCAUAAGAAAAGCAUUAACUUGAUUUUUCUUGCAUAAGGUUCUUGACCAUAUCAGUGUAUCCGUCACUGAAUUUGAAGCACGGCUGCCACCGAAAUUUGCCCAACUUCAAUCACUCGUGGAAGAUAUGGAUAAAUCAAUGGAAGGGGAAGGAUUUGCUUAUAAAGGUUGCUGAUUUUUACAUUACUGUUAUAGGUGAUAUUCAUAUUAUUGACAACUCAAGCCUUUGCUCCUUCGGGGAUUUUACAUUGCAAGUGGAAUUUCGAUAUAUUCUCUCUAAAUGCAAUACGGUCAACACAAGUAAGAACGUGCAAGUUGUUACAGGCCUGCAAACAAGUUGAUAUAUCUGUUCACAAACUGUCCACAAGUUGUGCCCGCACUGCUUGUGUUCCUAGUUAUUGUAAAAAGUUUCUAACAAGCUGUUAUUUAACAACUUGUAACAAGGUUGAUGUUAUUAUCAGACUUGUUACAAGGUUGGUCUAACACGUCUGACUGAUACAGUCGUGAACAAUAAUGUUACAAGGUUGACGACACAAGGUUGUAACAAUAUUGUUAUAUCAUGAGUUCAUGACUGCAUCGGACUUGCUGGAACAGGGGCGUAGAAAGCAGAGGGGGAGUAUAGCUUUCUCCCCCCCCCCCCCACAAAAAAAUAUAUUAUUGGAUUUAAAAAAUAAUAAAAAAUUACUGCGAAAUUCUCGAAAUUGGAAGUAUUUGAAACCGUAUAUAUCAUUAAUAACGUAUCUGUAAUUGUUUAUUUUAUAUAAUAACAACAUUUUUGUUUGUCUUUUGUCAUUGGAUGUUUUUGGUCUAUGCUGCUUGUCUACGCAGUCGCAAACCAUAAAGUAAACACAUUUAUGGCUUACAAAUCAUAAUGACAGAAUUUGAAAGAGCUUAACGAAAAUUCUAAAGAAGACCUGGAUCUGGAGACUCCAAAUUUUAAAAUUUUUUCCCGCUUGGCGCCCACCAUGGUGACCCGCCUAACUUUUACAAGCUUCGUAUACCCUGUGCUGCAUGACCUUGCAACAUGUCAACAGGGCUGUUACAAGUUGUUAACAGCUUGUUCCAAACUUGUUGACAACUUAAGAGAUUAAGCAGUGCGAACACAACUUGUUAGCGGCUUGUUGACAGGCUUGCUACAAGAUGUGAGAUUUAUGCGUGUGCACAUGGCUGGCACUUUGCUUGGGACGUGUUCCGUUUGUGUCUACAAUCAUUUUCGAAAAUUGUUGGACACUGGCGGUUUUAGCACGGCAAAGUAAGAUGUUAACUAAGACGCAACAUUGAAUAGGGGGCAGGGAGGAGCGACGUUUGUAAAAUAAUAGAUAGUUGGGACAUCGAGGCGUGAAGAAUUAAGAAAAUAAACCAGCAAAUCUUUUUCAGACCGAUUUCUAGAAAGUCCUAUAACUUGAAUCUAUUCAUUGUUGCCACUUGCCGUGAACACCAUAAAUCUGGAGCAAGACGAGAUGGUAUAUAUACAAUUAAUCCAGAUGGUCAGGGACCUUUCCGAGUCAGAUGUGACAUGACGACAGAUGGUGGAGGCUGGACUGUGAUCCAAAGAGGAAUGGACGGAAGUCAAUAUUUCUAUCUUGGCUGGUCAAGCUAUAAAAAUGGUUUUGGAGAUUUAAAUGGUGAAUAUUGGCUCGGACUGGACAAAAUACAUCGUUUGUCAGUGACUGGUUAUCAAUGGUUACUUUCUUUAAGAGUUGAUCUUGAAGAUUUCAAUGGCGACAAAGCUUACGCUAAGUACAGACGAUUUGCCGUGUUUGGUGAAUCUUCCAAAUAUCAGUUGACCGUUGGUAGUUAUACAGGUAAAUUUAAAAUAGUAUUGAAAUAAACAGUGUGGUCAUAAUGAAGAUUAUGCAAAGCAAUUACUAAUGAUUAUGAUAAAUGAUAAUAUAUCACGAACUUUGAUACAAUCAUGUUAGUCAGUUCCAGAUAUACGAGAACUCCCGACACCCUUCGUUCUAUUUCUUUAUUUGACAAAGUCCAUAUCAUGGCCAUCUUGGAUUUCAUAUAAUAGCGGUUAAACAAUACGAACCAUGAAUCCAUGCACUCGACACCAUCUUAUGUAAUAAAAUAAAAGUCCCAAGAAUGUUUUAAUGAAGAAUUAAUAUAAUGAAAUGAACUCAAAAUUAUCGUAAAAUAAUAUAUUUUUACACCACCAUUUUACUUUCGCGAAUUAUGGAUUUGAAUUUAAUUCCAACGGCUUCAUUGUGGGUUAAAUGAACUAAGUUACAAUAUGAUUAGGAUUCUGACCGAUGGAAUUUAAGAAUGUUUAUGGUUAAACCCAUAGAUAUCUUAUAUACACUAGAUAGCGCAUCUCUUAGUAAAAAUGAAGUCAAGAAUAUUCCAGCGGUUACCCUCAUUUGAAUAGAUGGCGGCCAUGUUGGUAGUUCCCAGUACCCACUCGCUAAUAAACGCUUAAAAACAGCAAUAACUUUCAUCAUUUGAAUAGUUUAAAAAUGUAUUUGGAAUAGGUUAAUGUUUUUAAAAGUUCCAUGUUUAAGAAAUAGAAAACAUACGAAUCUUCUCAUUUCAUGGGAUUAUCCUGAGUCUGCAAUCACGGCUUCAAUUUUUGAAUUGCAGAAUAAUUAGAUGCACUAUCUAGUGUAUAUAAGAUGGCUAUGGCUAAACCCAGCCUAGACCUAGGCCCUUCACUCGAAGGCUUUGGUCGGUUUGGCUUUGGUCGGUUUGGUCAAUUUUGGACUAGCAUAUGGUGGGCUGAACCGUGCAAUGGGACUUUUCAUUGCUUGAUUAUGCAUGAAAUGCUAAUUUAUUUUUUCAAUACCAUGAUCAUAAUCAGCGAAUUAAUAACUUCUUAUUAACCGAACGCGAGGUCUGUACAGAGAACUAUCGGACCGAGGUCUUUUUUGUACAGACCGAGCCCGUUGGGCGAGGUUUGAACAAAAAGACCGAGGUCCGAUAUUUCUCUGUACAUACCGAACAAGCGAGGUUAAUAAAAAGUUUAUUAUUAACUUUUUAUUAACCGAACGCGAGGUCUGUACAGAGAAAUAUCGGAUCGAGGUCUUUUUUAUAUAGACCGAGCUCGUUGGGCGAGGUUUGUACAAAAAGAUUGAGGUCUGAUAUUUCUCUGUACAUACCGAGCAAGCGAGGUUAAUAAAAAGUUUAUUAAUAUAUGGCAUUUAUAUAGGCAUUUUGAAACAAACAAGAAAUGCAUGAUUUGAAAUACAUAUUAGCCAUUUCACCGGAAGUGAUGCUUGCCAUAUAAUAAAAUGCCAUUUAAAUAGGCAUUUAUACUUGAAAGAAACAAGAAAUGCAUGAUUUGAAAUGCAUAUUAGUAGCGUGGUGCACGUGGUACACAUUUGGUCAAAGAAAACAAAAAAAUACCAAUGUAUUCCUUCUUUUCCACUAUAACAAUUCGCAGAUAUCUUAUUAAUAAAGAAUUAAAUUAUAAUUUUCAAAUUUUCAAUUACUUUUGCUGUUUUGUUUUAAAAUGCAUGCGUUUAAUUUUACGUAAUGGACCGCCGGUCCAUUACGGGAAAGUAAUGGACCGCUGAAAGUGUUUCUCAACCAAUCACAGUCCGCCAUUUCACUGAAAGUGAUGCUUGCCAUAUAAUAAAAGUCGAUAAUUUACUCAGGUGUUAUAUAAUAUGUUCUAUUUCAUAUCGUUUGUAUUUAAAUGCUGUUGUUCAUAACAUAUUUUAAGGUACUGCAGGCGACUCUCUUCGUUAUCACGACGGACGGCGGUUUUUAACCAAGGAUUCAAGAGUGUCGCAAUCGGGCAGCUUAAAUUGUGCGGAUUACACUAAGGGAGCGUGGUGGUACAAUAGGUGCAGUUACUCCAAUCUCAAUGGACUGUACCUGGGAGCAAAUCAGUCGUCAUACAAAGGAAUGAUAUGGAGACAUUGGAGGUCUAGAAACGUUCUGAAAAAAUCCGAGAUGAAAGUACGACCAAAACGUUCAUAUUGA
This is a messenger RNA of Paramuricea clavata, 9934 nucleotides long. The record is from the annotation of a GenBank genome assembly. Lineage: Eukaryota; Metazoa; Cnidaria; Anthozoa; Malacalcyonacea; Plexauridae.